Messenger RNA from Arabidopsis thaliana (thale cress), 1306 nucleotides. RefSeq names its product replicase polyprotein 1ab protein. The transcript has 4 exons. The coding region runs from base 264 to 1010 and encodes 248 amino acids. The record is from RefSeq and is marked reviewed. NCBI's taxonomy places the organism in Eukaryota, Viridiplantae, Streptophyta, Magnoliopsida, Brassicales, Brassicaceae.
AGAAACCAACAUGAUAUGUAAUUUGGUUUUAUUUAAUUUAUUUCCGGUUUAAUGUCUUGUUAACCGGUUAAGUGAUUUAGGUUUUCAAUUUGUCUCUUUAUAGCCUUACAAGUUUAACCAAUCAAAAAGAACAAUUUUCUCAAACGAGCCCAGGAUCUUCGAGCUGAUAAUUCUAUUUUCUCAAUUCAUCUUCUAAGACUUGUGGUUUCUCCUUCCUUGGAGUUCACAGAGAAUUGGGAUUUAUCCUCCCUUGUCCGGUUUCUAUGUGGCCUUCCACAUCACCUAGAUUCACCAUCACCACACCUUAUCCACACCCACGCGCCGCCUCUUCUUUCUUACAGGUGAAAGCUUUCCAACGCGGCGACUUUGACCGUUUGGCUGAUAACGUUAAGUCAGGUAAAGCAUGGAGAGACGCGUGGAGAAGCGCUAACGAUGGAUUCGAGCAAUUCGUUUUUGAGGCUAAGAAAACCGCUGAGCGAAUUGAUCGCCAAUACGCUGUUUCUCGCCGCUUUAGCUCCGCUGCUAGCUCAGCCGCUGACCGUGCUCGUGAGAUUGAUCGUGAGUUUGGGAUUACUCCUCGUGUUAGGACUGUCUCUGCCGAUUUCAGUAGAAAUUUCCCUAAGUACAGGAAGCAAUUCAGUGCAUUCUUGAAUACACCGCUUGGUGGAAGUUUUGCUACUAUUUUCUUCCUUUGGUUUGCUCUCUCUGGAUGGCUGUUCCGAGUUAUAAUAAUCGCCACUUGGGUUCUUCCAAUUGCUGGCCCUCUUCUCAUUGGUGCAGUCGCCAACAACUUUGUCAUCAAGGGAGAAUGCCCAGCAUGUAAGAGGCAGUUUAUAGGGUACAAGAACCAAAUCAUCAGAUGUGAGGGAUGUGGGAACAUAGUGUGGCAACCACAAGGCGAUUUCUUCUCAAAAGAUGGCAACAACAACAACAACAAUAAUAAUAGCAAGGGAAACUCUAAAAAGCCACCUAAGUCCCAAAUCAUUGAUGUCGAUUUUGAGGAGAAAUGAUUAUUAGAGACGAGAAUGAAGCAGAAGGCUCUAUUGGUGCACUAAUAUUCAAGUGAAGAUAAAAAUAUGUGUUUAUAGCUGAAUCGUUUACUGUUUUUGUCUGUUUUGAGCUGUAGCAAUCGUGUUGCUUGUUGUGUACAUGAUAAGGUUUCUUUGUAGACGAACAAAUCUAGUUUCCACAAGCCUAGAGACUUGAUUGAAACUCUGAAAGUUCUUACAUGUUAGACAAAUCAUAUUAUGAAAACAAUUUACAUCUCCAUUAUUUAUUUGUUUUAACAUGUUCUAAAAGUAACCAC